This is a messenger RNA of Cajanus cajan (pigeon pea), 1351 nucleotides long. RefSeq names its product YCF36, putative (DUF1230). The record is from RefSeq and is a predicted model, not a curated record. NCBI's taxonomy places the organism in Eukaryota, Viridiplantae, Streptophyta, Magnoliopsida, Fabales, Fabaceae.
AUUUAGUUAUGUUCUAACUUUUAAGUUUCAGAAUAGUCGUUUCUAUGGCAUUUGGUAAAUGUUAUGCGAUCAUACGGGAGUGUUUAUCGAAUAUAUAAUAGGAUUACUAUCGUUUUAUGUAUCAAGGAAGAUGAAACUGUCAUGCUAUGAGAAAGACAUAAAAGUUUAAAUUAAUAGAUUGUUCAAAUAUUAGGGAGUCUCACUAUAACUGUUUUACAUUCUUUCUCGUAGCAUUAUCUUGUAUAUAUUACUGAUGUAAGGGGAUUUAAAUCUUUUAGUUUUGUUUUUUUAAUAAAGUGCUCAUACGAUGUUAUCAUAAAAAAGAGCAACAACGCAGUAUGGGAUGAAAACCUUAAAUUAAGAAAUCCUAUGUGGAUAAUGGUAUGAUUAUUAGUUAGGAGAGUGUAGCAAAAACGAGAGAAGCAGAGAGAAUGGUAAUGGCAACAAUACCCAUACGCAUCUCUUGUGCUUCACCAACAUCAAGAUCAAUUCUUUCCCCCACCUCACGAUUCCUCUCACCAUCUUUCACUCCAUUUGGCGUUCACGCAAGAAGCACUGGGUCGUUCUCGUUGAGUUCCAAGAACAGCGAAACAGAGUGCCCUGUUCCGCAGGAGCAGCAGCCCAUAAACGAAUACCACUCCCUCUCCACCUCCUUCCCCUUCUCCUGGGCCGCCGGAGACGCCGUCGAGUACGCCUCCCGCCUCUUCGCCACGGGGGCCUCCUUCGCGCUGCUCGUGGGCCUCCCCGUCGCCUGGGCCCAGGCCGAGGAGCCCGUCAAGAGAGUGCUGUGUGCGGCGUCCAGUGGGCUCUUCGUCGUCACGCUCGCUGUCGUUAGGAUGUAUCUGGGCUGGGCUUACGUCGGUAACCGACUGCUCAGUGCCACCGUUGAAUAUGAGGAGACAGGGUGGUAUGAUGGCCAGAUAUGGGUGAAGACUGCUGAAGUUUUGGCCCGCGAUAGACUACUUGGAUCAUUUUCUGUAAAGCCUGUACUGAGCAGAUUGAAAAUUACUUUGGUGAGUCUGGCAACUUCGUUACUUGUAUGUGCUGUUAUCCUCGUUAACAUUGAUGGGGACCAAAAUCUGACCUCAAAAGAACCUGGAGUUAGAGUUGUACCUGGAGUUUACAAUGAUGAAUCUGCAAGAUUAUUUGAACCAGAUGCCUUUUGUGGUGAACCUGAUCUUCAAUAAUACAUGAUCACUCAUACUAAAGCAUUAUCUAAUCAACGUUGGACUCUCCAUGCUCCAAAUAUUCAGUAUCAAAGUCUAUAUUACCUGUACAUAUCUUAUAUUUCCUUUUACACACCAUAUGUUUUACUGUAAUUUUGAAAAUAAAAUGAACAUGCGUACAUUCA